AUGGUGCUGUACCUUAUCGGGUUAGGCCUAGCGGAUGAGCAGGAUAUCACGCUGAAAGGCCUGCGAGCCAUCCAAUCGUGCAGCAAAGUAUACUUGGAGAGCUAUACAAGCAUUCUUUUAGUCGAUGACUUCCAAAAACGUAUGGAAGAGCUCUACGGCAAGCCUAUCACGUUUGCACAUCGCGAGACCGUGGAGUUGGAGGCAGAUGAUAUUCUGCUUGCGGCACAUGAAGGCAACGUUGCGUUCUUAGUUGUUGGCGAUCCUCUCUCUGCUACGACGCACGCCGACUUGAUUCUUCGUGCACGUCGUUUCCAAGCGCCUGGGUCCGAGACCCCGACGCCGGUGCCUGUCAAGAUCAUUCACAACGCUAGCAUUACUACUGCCCUAGGAUCCAGUGGUUUGGCGGGCUACAAUUUCGGGCAGACGAUCAGUGUGCCGUUCUGGACAGAGGACUGGCGGCCUGAUAGCUGGUUGGGCCGUAUUGGCGAGAAUUGCCAGUUGGGCCUGCACACCCUGUGCUUGAGCGAUAUCAAGGUUCGUGAGCAGAGUAUCGAAGAUAUGAGCCGCGGGAUUGUGCGGUACCAGCCACCACGCUACAUGCUUAUCCCGCAGCUGAUUACGCAGUUACUGGAAGCUGCCAAGACGCACAACGUGGACUUUCUCAAGCCAGAGCGAACACUCGCUGUAGCGCUGUGUCGUAUGGGCGCCGACGAUACGCCGACACGUCGCGGUGAGCUUGUGCGUGCUGGCACACUCGCUGAAUUGCUCGCUGCGACGGAGCCUGACGAGGCACAGCUUGCUCAAGAUGAGAAGGACGAUGACGCGUAUGAAGAGGAGAACCCUACUGUGAGCGAGAAGGAUAUGGACGCACGCCGCGAGGCGCGUCGUGUGCAACGCGCUAUUGCGUUUUGGGGGGAGCCCUUGCACACGCUGAUUAUCGUGGGACACCGCUUGCAUCCUAUGGAAGUUGCCUACGGCGAGUCGCUGGCGUUGCCCGGCAGCCGUUGGAAGCAAGUGGCCCGCGACGUGUACGGUUGCGAAUGCGAUUAG
Malassezia pachydermatis is the source of this 1050-nucleotide messenger RNA. Its product is annotated as diphthine synthase. The record is from RefSeq and is a predicted model, not a curated record. Lineage: Eukaryota; Fungi; Basidiomycota; Malasseziomycetes; Malasseziales; Malasseziaceae. Gene Ontology annotation, molecular function: diphthine synthase activity. Gene Ontology annotation, biological process: protein histidyl modification to diphthamide. The transcript is spliced from 2 exons. The coding region runs from base 1 to 1050 and encodes 349 amino acids.